Molecule: messenger RNA, 3417 nt
Organism: Cololabis saira (Pacific saury)
Lineage: Eukaryota; Metazoa; Chordata; Actinopteri; Beloniformes; Belonidae
Gene: rbms3
Product: RNA binding motif, single stranded interacting protein
Exons: 14
Coding region: 1273-2523 (416 amino acids)
Cellular component (GO): cytosol; ribonucleoprotein complex; nucleus
Molecular function (GO): mRNA 3'-UTR binding; poly(A) binding; poly(U) RNA binding
Source: RefSeq, a predicted model, not a curated record
GAGAAGAGGAGGCAGUCUGCUCCGCUCAGCGUCGGACGAGCCCCCUUCACCGCCCUGUCAGUGUGGAGGAGAAGAAGGAGAGAGAGAAGCUGAGAGACUGAGAGACGAAAGAGAGAAAGAAAGCGCACGCGUGAGAUGCAAGGCUGCUUACAGGGGUGAGAGAGCCGAGGAAGAAUAAGGAACACAUUUCACAACAGCAGAAAGAAGGAGGAUAACAAAACGAGGGACUACGUCUCCAACUGGGCACCCGGGACACUGUUAAUGUCUUUUUUUUCUUCACUUGUCUACAAGCUGGAACUCAGUGGAUUGCUAAACUAACCGGUGGAUUUUUUAUUUUUUAAAUAUACUGCUUUUGCCACAUCAUUCUGGGAUAAUAUCGCCUGUCAUCCGUUAUCCGUUCCUUUGCUGCCGGCUCCUUCUGCUACGGACUUGAGAUUGCUUCUCUGUUGUGUGUGCUAAGCUCUCAUGUUGUGAUUCUGCUCCUUCCACUAAGUGCAUCUGUCGGCAAACCGGCUCCGAGGAUCUCUCCUCCUCUGUCAAACAGGACAGCACGCAGCCAUCGUCGAAUCAGACGGGAGAGGAAGUGUGAGUGUGUUUUGUGUGAGAGAGAGUGUGUGUGUUUGUAAGAGAGAGGGGGGGCAGCGAGAGAGAGUCGGAUUAAAGCCCAGGCAAAAAGACCGGAGUGAAACAGCUUAAAUAGAGAAGUGAACCUAUACAUCCUCUCCCGUUUUUCCUCACCAUUCCUUUCCUCCUCCUCUCCUCCUCCUCUUCCUCUCCCAUUUUUCAACAUUUAUAGGACUAGGACCAGAGUUACUGCCACCUGCACCUCCUCCUCGCGUUGUCUUUUUUCCCCCUUUACCUCCUCUACCUCACCCAACACUAUCCGAAAAGGAAAAGGCAGCCGCUGAAAGAAAGAAAGAAACACGCCGUGUCUCUUGUCUCUUGGUUCUAGCACUUGUGGAAAGAUUUCUAUUGAUCCAGCGGUGAGGCGAGUGACUGAGCGAGACACCAAGUCUCUGGACCGGUGACACACAGUUUAUCCAGAGCUUCCUCAUCAGGGGCCAGACCUUUCUCCCAAGCGACUGUCCGGAACGCAGAGCCUUGCCUUCUCCCCCCAACGAGGACCCCCCUCUUGCUCGCGACACGGUGGUGCAGACAGCAAAGACUGGAAUUGCACAGCUCCCUCCGUUGCCUCUAUCAUAUUGCUAGCUCCUUGGCAGCUCCCGCACCCGUGUCACCAUUCCCUGCCUCAGUGCUAAGGAUUCCAGCUACAUGGGCAAGCGAUUGGAGCAGCAGCCAAUGUACCCUCAGUACACCUACUACUACCCCCACUAUCUCCAAACCAAGCAGCCCUAUGCUCCACCCCCUCACCCCAUGGCUCCUCCCAGCCCCAGCACCAACAGCUGCAACCAGGUGGGGGCGGAGCAGCUGAGCAAGACCAACCUGUACAUCCGAGGCCUGCCCCCCGGGACCACCGACCAGGACCUCAUCAAACUCUGCCAACCAUAUGGAAAAAUAGUGUCAACCAAGGCCAUUCUGGAUAAGAACACUAACCAGUGCAAAGGCUAUGGCUUUGUGGAUUUUGACAGCCCGGCUGCAGCGCAGAAAGCCGUGUCUUCUCUCAAAGCCACCGGGGUGCAGGCCCAAAUGGCCAAGCAACAAGAGCAGGACCCCACCAACCUGUACAUCUCCAACCUGCCGGUGUCCAUGGACGAGCAGGAGCUGGAGAACAUGCUGAAGCCCCUGGGCCACGUCAUCUCCACCAGGAUACUGAGGGACGCCAACGGGGUCAGCAGAGGAGUCGGCUUUGCCAGGAUGGAGUCCACGGAGAAGUGUGAAGUGGUGAUCCAACAUUUCAACGGAAAAUACCUGAAAACCCCGCCAGGCAUUCCAGCCCCCACGGAGCCUUUGCUGUGCAAAUUUGCCGACGGAGGGCAGAAAAAACGCCAAAGCCAGAGCAAGUACCCUCAGAACGGAAGGCCGUGGCACAGAGAAGGCGAGACUGGCAUGGCGCUAACAUAUGAUCCUGCUGCAAUGCAGAACGGGUUCUACUCCUCGCCUUACAGCAUCGCCACCAACCGCAUGAUAGCACAGACCUCCAUCACGCCCUUCAUAGCUGCUUCCCCCGUCUCCACAUAUCAGGUCCAGAGUACGUCAUGGAUGCCUCAUCAACAAUAUGUUAUGCAACCAACAGGUGCAGUGAUCACGCCAGCCAUGGACCACACCAUGUCCAUGCAGCCUGCCAGUAUGAUGGGCCCUCUCACCCAACAGAUGAACCAUCUGUCCCUGGGCACUACAGGAAGUUACAUGACUGCUGCAGCAGCUGCGGCGCCUAUGCAAGGGACCUACAUUCCCCAGUACACUCCUGUGCCUCCAGCAGCCGUCCCUGUCGAAGGAGUGGUGACAGAUGCUUCGCCCCAGACCGUGGCUCCUUCGUCACAGGAAGUGGCCGGCCAGCAGCAACAGAUCCAGGUGGACGGCGCUGCCGACCACGUCCCCACUUACUCAUACCAGUCCAAAUAGCAACGGCCUGAGCAAAUGUUCCUGUGACAGCGUUGCCUUGAGACGGAGGGGUGGCUGCACUGUGAAUGUGAGAAAAGGAGAAAAAGAAAGAGAUUGCUUCCAGAUUGCCCAGGCACCAAAAAAAGACACUUUUUUCAUUUCCUACCUGGCCCACGAGAAAUAAAAAAAAGAGAGAGAGAGGAAUAGAGAGAAAAAAAAAGAAACAGAGGCAAACAGUGCUGAAGAAGGGGAUGAGGGGAAAUUGCUGGGUUGCAGUGCAAAGAAGUGAAAUUGUUUAGUCUGAGAGAGAGCCUUGCCUGAAGGGCUGGGCCGAAGCUGGAAAAGUUUCUCAAAGAAAAUUGUCAACAAAUUAAAAGGAAAAAAGACAAAAAAAAAAAAACACAAAAAGGACAAAAUAAUAAAAAAAAAAGGUUGAAUGCUCAGAUAGGUGAUGAAGUUUAUUUUGUAAUUAGAAAAAGGGGAGUCAUGUUUGAGAUACACAGAGAUUGUCUUCCUCAGAUAUUAAGCUACAAUUUCUUUUCAGUCUUUUUUUAUGUUCUUGUGUUAAAUCUUAGUUUUCUAGAUAUAUUCAAAAAACAAAGUGUUUUUUUUUUUCUUUUUCUUGAAUCUUCAUGGCCUUAAUUUGAAGGGCGCCAGACACUUUUUACAGAGUUAAAGUCUGACGUCUAAGUGAGGGGGAAUAAAAGCUAAACGGCCUCUUGGACUUCAAGGGGACGAGACGCUGAAGGAGUCGCUCUAAAGAGGAAAAAAAAAGAAUCUAUCUCAUAAGCUGUACAGAUUUAAUAGAGAAAAGCUUUUUCUUUUCUUCAAUAGAAGAAAACUUUGAUAAUUAUUAUGUCAGAGUAAAACUAAGUGUCAGAAGUAAAACAAAAUGUCUGUUGGGGGGGAAAAAAA